CUGUCCUGUGGAAGAGUGAGCAACGGCAGCAAUGUCUCCGUCUUUCAUGUCAAACUCACUGACAGCUCGCUGAGAGCCUUCGAAGGCUACCAGAGUGGCAAGGUCCUGUCAUCACAACCACUGAUAACAUUUAAUGGAAACCAAGGGCAUCAGGAGAGGGCAGGCAUUUAAAUGACUGUAUAGAACUAGAAUAGCCCUGAGCACUGAACUCUGCCAAGGCCAAACAGUCCUAUUUUUGAUUCGUUGUCAUUCGUCAUUAAGAUUCAUGCAUUAGACCAAAAGUUAAUAGUUCAAAACACCAUAUUCUUGGAUCUGCACUAGUGCGUAAUAUAUUCUUCUUUAGUCCAUGCCCCACCCAUCCUCAAAGAAAAUUUCAAUACCACGGUCAGAAAAUACCAAUGAGCUACGCACGUUUACGUUCUACCUGUCAAACGUGGGCAGAGACAACCCACAGGGCAGCUUCGACUGCAUCCAGCAGUAUGUCACCAGCGAGGGUAGCAUUCAUCUGGAUUGUUUGGGUGCAAUCCAGGACAAGAUUACCGUAUGUGCCACGGACGACUCCUACCAGAAAGCAAGGGAGAGCAUGGCCCAGGUUGAAGAGGAGACGCGCAGCAGGGGCGCCAUUGUCAUCAAGCCCGGUGGUAGAUAUGUCGGCAAAAGAGUUCAGAUCCGGAAACCGGUAUCUGCCCUGUCCGACGUGGCCCCCUCGCGGCGGACUUCCCGACCCGUCAUCAUCUCCAGCAGCGCAAUGAAGAAAGCAAGCGCUCAGCACCGGCCACUCCGAGAGCGCCUGGUGCACCUGCUAGCCCUCAAGCCUUACAAGAAGCCCGAACUGCUACUGAGGUUGCAGAAGGACGGCCUCUUGCAGUCAGACAAGGACUCCCUGGACAGCCACCUGCAACAGGUGGCAAACCUGAAUGGGAAAGAUAACACGCUUACGUUGAAAGACUUUUUAUAUAAGGACAUUCAUAAAGACUGGCCUGGAUACACGGAAGGAGACCAGCAGCUUCUCAAGAGAAUCUUGUUAAGGAAGCAGUGCCAGGCUCAGAACAACACUGCUCCUCCACCACAAAGCCCGCCCAAGGAGUUGGCCAGCAGCUCGCCAUCUCAGAAACGUCCUGCUGCAGACUUCAUUGACCCUCUUGUCAAUAAGAAGCCGAGGAUAUCGCACCUUGCAAGCAAAGCUGCACCCACACCAAUCAACGGCAAGUUGGCCUCCUCCAACGGGAAAGCAGAGACACAGGCGGCUCCUUUGGCCGACGCCACUUUGACAUCCAGCUCUCAACCGCUCCCCGUACUGGACAUCCCCCGUCCUUUCGAAGCGCUUUCUGACGUCAGCAAUGACUCGAGCCACAACGGACGAGACUGCGAUGCCCAGGAAGCGGCGUCGGAGAGGCUCAGUCAACACCCUCUGGCGACAACCAUGGCCACUGGGGUCAGCGCGUCCCCCACGGCGGCCCCGCGCGACAAGAGUCCGUCAGCCACCAGCAGCAAAAAGUCCAAGAAGAAGUCCAAGAAGCAUAAAGACAAGGAGAAGACGACAAACAAGGAGAGGGCGAGAGGCCAAGAGGAGGAGAAGGAGAGGAAAAGUGCUGAGGAGAGAAUGCUUGAGCCUGACAGAACCUGUGACAUGAGCCCAGAAAACCUCAAAAGCAACAGUAUUCCAUUCAAAAGCACAAAUAUGAAUGGGAUGUGCAACAACAGCACCAGUAUUUCCUUGUCAUCACCUGAGGUGACUGACUAUCUAUCGAAGUACACGAUGAUCAGCUCUCCAGAGCAGCGUCAGAGGUAUAAAAAUGACUUCAACUCUGAGUACAGCGAGUACCGCCGUCUACACUCUCGGAUAGAGGGCAUCACCAAGCAUUUCACUGUGCUGGACAAUGAGCUUAAGAAGCUCCAACAAGGCACAGACAAGUACAAGACAAUCCAUAAUCAGAUACUUCAAGAGUAUCAUAGAAUAAAAAAGCGUAAUCCCCACUAUAGCCAAGAGAAGAACCGCUGUGAAUAUCUACACAACAAACUGGCACAUAUCAAAAGACUCAUUGCUGAGUAUGAUCAACAGCAACUCUGAAAGUACAGUACUUGAUUUUUUUUUUUUUUUUUCAAUGAGGAUUUGUCCUCAUUUAGGCCAAAGCCUCACACAUGAGGACUUAAACAAGGACAUGAGAUCUUUGUUGUCCUCUCUUUACUUUUCUUUUUGGGGGAAGAUACGAUGAUGCCGGGCCUCCUAGUGUGGUAUACGGACACAUCCGAGAAAGAAAAAAAAAAAGGUGAAGCUGUUUUUCUCAGCCCACCUUUCUUAUUGUCAUGUGAAAGAAUCAGGGAAUUACACAAAAAACACUUUCUGGAGGAGGAGACGUCUGUCCUGCUUUUGAGAAGAUUAAAGUUUUCAGUUAAAGGAAAAAUGAGAUAGUCUUCCCCCUUUUAUAUAUGGAGGUGAAUGUUUUUUUCUAUUUAUUUUCAGACCCUCAAAGUGUGGGGAAAAUCAGUACCCUUAAAGGCUGCAUCUCCUUCAUUUUGAAUGUCAGCCAGUAUUUUAUUCAGAAGCUGCCUUGCCUCGUCUCGAUGUCCAUUUUCUUUAAAAGAGAGCAAUGCUCCUAAAUGGUGAGUUUUGCUUGUUUUAUUCUAGAACAGGGGUGUCCGAACAUUUUCAGACAAAAAACAAUCCAAUAUAGUUAAUAAUACAUGCUAAAGAGCCACCGUCAUUAUAGCCGGGGGGGUGUAUUUUCAUAACCGCAGAGAGGACAAGGCGUUAAUUGGGAAGAUGAUGUGAAAUGCGAAACCUUAUUAUACACAGCAACUUAAUUGUUUCACUUUUAUAAGGAUUUGUAGCGCAUGAGAAAAUGGAAAGGAGAAUAUCGGUCCCUUUGACCACAUUGUCCUUUAUUAACAAGUCAAAUGCAGCUGCUGCCAUUUUGUGGAGUUAAUAAAGAUUACAUCCGGAAGUUGCCUACAGCCACAGCUAUUAAUCCCAGUGCGUUUUGAGUCACGCUAGUUCGAGACCCCUUGCUUUUGUAGACCAUACACCCGGUGACUAUACACGACUCGGCAAUUAAUUGAAUACAGGCUUUAAUUGGAGCAGUUAUGCUAAAUCCAUUAAAAAAAUGCAAUAAAUAAAUAACAAUUCACCUCGGUUUUGUGACAAAUGCUGUAGUUUCUAGUCUGGUGUCAUAUCUUGUUUGAACAGUCAAAGUUUCAACUAAUUUACCUUGCUAGUGCUCUGAUACGUCCCGGAUUCCAUUUCAUUUCUUACAAUAAAAACUUAACAGUGAGGUACCAGCCACAAAUGGACGCCCCUGUUCCAGAAGAAAUCACCUCAGACGAGCCGCCUUCAUUCAGUUCAAUGCAUUGCAAGCUCCUCAAGGCUUUUCUUGAGGCGCUCUUACUCUUACAAAGAUCUGGAGGUUAUCUCCAUGUCAGAACGUUAUGUCCGCACAUAUCCCGCCCACCCCCUCCCCCCACGCUCGUCCAUAGAGGCGACUGCUAACACGAAGCCAUCCUCGACCGUCUUUUGCUGCCCUGUUACCACUUUUGCCUUUUUCGUCCUCUUAACGUGAAGAUGAGGUCAAGCUCAAAGAAGCCGAAGACGAGUCCAGUCGGUCAGCAUUAUGGAUAACUUGAUGUGAAUAUGACAAAUCAGCACUUUUAAUCUCCUUGCCACUCCCCGUGGAAGUUACUUAUUUUCUUUGUUGGCGCACACGCUUCACUCGCUACAUGAACAGUCCUCAGUUACCAAGCAGGCUUUCAUUUGCCGUCAGUUGAUGUGAGGAAGGUGGAAUUUAUCAUGAAGGCUCAACAAACAAACCCCCCUCCUCCAAAUCCACUGUGAGUGAGCAUCAGUGACUAUUGUGCAGGAUGUAUCAAGUGAGUCAAGUGUGCCAAAAUUAUCUGUUUGUAUCGUUUUGUUUCUUUCUCGUCAAUACUCUUCUUCUCCUCUCUUGAUGCUGAGCAAGCAAAAAGUAACAAAAAUAGCAGGUGGGCGACAGGAGGACUUUGGAGGGAGAAGACUCAUGGAUGAAAUGUUGGCGCUAAAAACCAAAAGCACGCUUUUUUUUCUUUUUUUGAGAACCAUAAGGGACUGGAAAUCUUUUGUUUCAAUAAAAUUCUUUCAAAUCCUGAUUUGUCCUGUGGCUA
Molecule: messenger RNA, 4134 nt
Organism: Dunckerocampus dactyliophorus (ringed pipefish)
Lineage: Eukaryota; Metazoa; Chordata; Actinopteri; Syngnathiformes; Syngnathidae
Gene: ell
Product: elongation factor RNA polymerase II
Exons: 13
Coding region: 347-2071 (574 amino acids)
Biological process (GO): transcription elongation by RNA polymerase II; positive regulation of transcription elongation by RNA polymerase II; snRNA transcription by RNA polymerase II
Cellular component (GO): transcription elongation factor complex
Molecular function (GO): cis-regulatory region sequence-specific DNA binding
Source: RefSeq, a predicted model, not a curated record